This is a messenger RNA of Entrophospora candida, 915 nucleotides long. The record is from the annotation of a GenBank genome assembly. Lineage: Eukaryota; Fungi; Glomeromycota; Glomeromycetes; Entrophosporales; Entrophosporaceae.
AUGAAUCUUGAUGAUAUCCCUCAAUCACCUUAUGGUGGCAUAAAAGUUACAACUGUUGUAGAGGUAUUAAAUAGUCCUAUAAAAAAUGAAUUUGAAAACGAAGUUGCUUCUUCCACUACUCCCAAAGUCAAUCAAUUUCGCACUUCAACUUCUUCAACAAAAAGUAAAAAAAGAAAUUCUCGUCCUGAAAAUAUUUAUACUUCAGUUAACGAUUUGCUUGUUAGUAAUGGGGAACGUAAAAGAGUUAAAAGUCUUAAAAUUGGAAAUAAGAGAAAAGGAAUUUUGGAUAAACAAAAAGAAAUCAUUAUUCCUAAAGAAAUGGCUUUUAUCGAUCCAAAAUUGUUGACUCAUGGUAAUCUUGUUAGAAUUCCAUCAAAUCGUAGAUUAAAACGCAUCAAUAGUAACAUACACAGGAAAAUAAUACCAAAAAAUAUGGAAUAUGCACCAACUUCAAACCCAACCCAUUCCAAUGAUCCUACUGAUAUAGAUGCUGAUCUUCCGCAAAAAAACUCGGCUUAUCCAUGGUUGCCAGAACUUUCUAAACCUCCCCAAUUGCUUCACGCUUCACUUGUACCUUUACCUCAUUGUUCUACGAGUUCUUCCCUAAUUUCAACUGUAAACAAUACUUUAAUGAUGACAAAUAUUUCAACAGAAGAAAACAAUAAAAAUAACAUCGGCAGCAGCGACAACAAUAACACAAAUUGUAAUUCGAAAAUGUUAACAAUUGAUCAAAAACAUAAUUCAAAGAUUUCGACAUCUAAUUUUCUUUCUCGUAAAAAUUCUUUGAGAAAACGUACAUCUUUAAUACAAUCAUCUAAUCGAGCAUCACUUAUCUUUAGACGUCAACUUCUAGAAGAGACAACCUUCAUCACUACAAAAAUUACCAAUAAGGAAAAAAACAAAAAAAGGCAGUAA